Messenger RNA from Cyanistes caeruleus (blue tit), 1998 nucleotides. The record is from RefSeq and is a predicted model, not a curated record. Lineage: Eukaryota; Metazoa; Chordata; Aves; Passeriformes; Paridae.
AUGACCGAAGGUCCUGAUCAACAGCAACAGUAUGAGGAGCUCUUCUCAUAUGCAGACACCACAGAGAAAGUGACACCAGAGCUCCCUGAGGAGCAGGAAAACUGUCUUGUAAACAGCUCUAAUCUAGAGAAAGUCUUGGGAUUAACCUAUACCAGAAAGAAAAAGGAACAAUCAAACCUCUAUGGAAUAAAAAAAGGAGAGCCAAACUGCAGUAUUUUUUCUCCAGAAACCACAGAGCAGCUGACCUUUGAAAUUCCUCUGAAUGAUUCUGGCUCUGCUGGACUUGGUGUGAGCUUGAAAGGCAACAAAUCUCGGGAGACAGGAGCUGAUCUUGGGAUUUUCAUCAAAUCAGUUAUUCACGGAGGUGCUGCUUUUAAGGACGGUCGUUUGCGAGUCAACGAUCAGUUGGUUGCAGUGAACGGGGAGUCGCUGCUGGGCAAGUCAAACCACGAGGCCAUGGAAACCCUCAGGCGCUCCAUGUCCAUGGAGGGCAACAUUCGCGGCAGGAUCCAGCUGGUCGUGCUCCGCAGGCUGGAGGUGCACGCAGAGGAACGCUCAGACCAGGGAGUCUUUCAAAAAUCAGCCUUUGACGGGAGUCAUAACUUCGCAGCUGCUUCCCGACGCAAUGAUACCAUUCUCCAGCAAUUUGUAACAUGCAGUCCUCAGGAAGGAAUCAAAGAGUUUCCAGUUUCUGAUCGUGGCAGUGGUGAAAAUGAAACCCCUCCACCUCUCCCACCACAUCCUAGUGAGGAUCUGCUGAAUGAGGAUUAUAGUCACAGCCCUAUCAUAAAUUCAGCAGUGCAUUUAACAGAUCAACACAUCAACUUCAGAUCUUUGACACCAGCCAAACAGUCUGAAUCAAUUAAUCUGAAAGCCUCAAAAAGCAUGGAUCUGGAACUGCAGCUGGUCUUCAAAGUGGCAGAUGAAAGCAAAGUUGGUUUGUUGGCCGGACACAAAUCGGACUCUUCUGGCAAAGAUUUUGGUCCUACUCUGGGAUUAAAGAAGUCCAGUUCUCUUGAGAGUCUUCAGACUGCUGUGGCUGAAGUAAGGAAGAAUGAACUCCCUUUUCACAGACCCAGGCCUCACGUGGUGCGGGGUCGGGGAUGCAAUGAGAGCUUCCGAGCUGCCAUUGACAAGUCUUACGAUGGACCUGAGGAUGGAGAGGAGGAUGGUGGCUCUGAUAAGAGCUCUCACUGUGGUCAAGAAGCUCAAAAUGUGGAAUCUGCCCCUUCAGGGAACCCUGAAAUAGAAGAUGCAGAAAUCAAAGCAAAAAAAGACAAAAAAACUAGGGAGAAAGAGAAGAAAAAGGGCAAAUCUAAAAUCAAAGAGAAGAAAAAGAAAGAAGAAAAUGAAGAUCCAGAAAAGAAAAAGAAGAAAGGCUUUGGUGUCAUGUUGAGGCUAGAGUUUAAAGAAAUUGAAAGAUGAUGUCGCUGUCAUAGUGGGAAGAAGGAUCACUGCUGGCCCUAGAUCUCCUCUGGAAAACUUACAUUAUACCGUAAACUGCUGUCCAUGCACUUGUGUGGAAUUGAAAGUGGAGACAGACAAAAUGAUCUUUCACUAGAGAAGAUUAAAAAGAAGAAAAAAAAAUAAAAGUAACCAAUUCCUCUAGAGUAGGGGGAAAAAAGUGAGGAUUCAGGUUUAGAAUAAGUGAGUUAUUAAGAUUCACCUGAGUGUUAAGGCCUCAAUCCAGCAGAAUAAAGCAAUAGACUACAGGUGUAUUAAAAGUGCUUUGGUUUCAUUUUUCUAGAUCUUUAUUAAAACAAUACGUUCACACAAUGCUAAAAAGCUACAGUGGAGAGCUAAAGUUAAAAUACAUAAGUAACUCUUCUGGAAAGUGCAUUUGUUGUCUGUAAAGAUUGUGUGGGUGAGUAGAAUUCAGUCAUCACUUGUAGAAACUCGAAAUUUUCAACCUUUGCUAUUUUAACCUGUUAGCUUAUUCUUUUAUUUUUAUGGAACUCAUCUGUUGGCACAUGGAUCUUUAAGACUAUUGUAUGUUAG